GAUGACGUCACGUCCGAACCGAUGGUCAGUAUAUCAACACAACAGCGCGAGGGCGAGCGGAUCACAGCCGCGUUUACCUCAGUUUUACAUCAAACUGCAGAUUACGGUGAACACUGUUUAGGGUUGUGUUCAUAAACAUCACAGGAGCUCAACGCGAAACACGCCCUCAGGCUGAUGCCGGAUCCAGCAUGCUGGGGUUCUGCUGGGUUUCGGGAUGGCUGGUCCUGAUGCUGGGGUUCUGGAGUCCAGUGAGCGGAACCAGUGUGGUCAACCAGAGAGACGCUCAGUUCGACAUGACGUACGACGACAUGGUCACCAGCGACAACCAGACCAUCUACUCCUACAACCACACCGUCUCCAGGAACAAGACCGAGGGCGUGCGAGUGUCCGUGGAGCUGUUGUCGGAGAGCGCGGUUAGUCCGGUUCUGUUCGUGGUCCGGCAGAAACAGGCGGUUCUGUCCUUCCAGGUUCCACUCAUCCUCAGAGGCCUGUAUCAGAGGAAGUACCAGUACACACAGGUGGGCCGCACGCUGUGCCAGCCGCCCACUAAAGCCGUGGCAGAGACUCAGUUCUUCUACGUGGACGUGUCGACGCUCUCCAAUGCCGACAUCCACUAUCAGCUGAGAGUCAGUCGCGUCGACAGCUUCACACUGCAGACAGACAAGAAAUUCAGCUUCAACGCCACGCCGUCCCAGCCACAGUUCUUCAAGUAUGUGUUUCCUGACGGUGUGGACACAGUGAUCGUGAAGGUGAACUCGCAGAAGAACUUCCCCUGCUCCGUCAUGUCCAUACAGGACAUCCUGUGUCCGGUGUUUGAUCUGGAUAAUAAUGUGGCGUUUAUUGGAAUGUAUCAGACUAUGACCACCAGAGCUGCCAUCACAGUGCAGAGGAAGGAUUUCCCCAGCAACAGCUUCUAUGUGGUGGUGGUGGUGAAGACUGAGGACGAGGCGUGUGGAGGACCGCUGCGCUUCUACCCGCUGCUGCCCGACGAGCUGCUAGACCCCGGGAACCGCAGUAAGACUCUGGAUGUGGUAGUUUCUCCUGCCAUUAACUCGGAGGUGUACGUGAUGGGGAUGCUCUUCUGUCUGGGGAUCUUCCUGUCCUUCUACCUGCUCACGUUCCUGGUGGCCUGUGUGGAGAACAAGAGGAUGAGCAGGAGGAGGGAGGGGCUUCUGAACCCUGACGCAUCACCUGCAGAGACCGCAUCUCUCUUGGGAAAGGCUCCUGCGUCCCCGUACGAGUACGGCUCAUUUGCUGAUAAUGCCAGCACAUUGAGCUCUGAAGCUGUUACUGACAGUUUAGCAUCAACCGAUGGGAACUAUGGAUACAUAGGAUCGGAGACUUUUAAGCGACGACUAAUCACAGCGCAUCAUGUAGCCAUCCGCUUCGAUCGUUCUCUGGAGAGCGUCGCUCGGAGUCGUCAUGAGUCGCUGAGUUCAGUGGAAGAGGACGAUUACGACACGCUGGCCGACGUCGACUCCGACAAAAACAUCGUCCGCACUAAGAAGUUCCUGUGCGUCUCUGAUCUCGCUCGAAAAGACAAACGCAUCCUAAGCAAGAAAUACCAGAUCUACUUCUGGAACAUCGCUACGAUCGCAGUGUUUUACGCUCUUCCUGUGAUUCAGCUGGUCAUCACCUAUCAGACGGUUGUAAACGUCACAGGAAACCAAGACAUCUGCUAUUACAACUUCCUGUGUGCACACCCUCUCGGAGCUCUAAGCUCAUUCAACAACAUCCUGAGUAAUCUGGGUUAUGUUCUGCUGGGUCUGCUGUUCCUGCUCAUCGUGCUCCAGCGGGACAUCCUGCACAACCGAGCGCUGGAGAGACACGACACACACGCCCUGGAGUGUGGGAUCCCGAAGCACUUCGGCCUGUAUUACGCUAUGGGCACGGCUCUGAUGAUGGAGGGGCUGCUGAGCGCCUGCUACCACGUGUGUCCCAACUACACCAACUUCCAGUUCGACACGUCGUUCAUGUAUAUGAUCGCUGGACUGUGUAUGUUGAAGCUUUAUCAGAAGAGACACCCGGACAUCAAUGCCAGCGCUUACUCCGCUUACGCGUGCCUGGCUGCGGUUAUAUUCUUCUCUGUGCUGGGGGUGGUGUUCGGUAAGGGUAACACUGUGUUCUGGAUCGUUUUCUCUGUGAUCCACAUCCUGGCCACGAUGCUCCUGAGCACUCAGCUCUACUACAUGGGCCGCUGGAGACUCGACUCUGGGAUCUUGCGCAGGAUAUUGAAUGUGAUCUACACGGACUGUAUUCGUCAGUGCAGUGGACCCAUGUACAUUGACCGGAUGGUUCUGCUGGUGAUGGGAAACAUUGUGAACUGGUCACUGGCGGCGUACGGCCUCAUCAAGCGACCCAACGACUUCGCCUCGUACCUGCUGGCCAUCGGCAUCUGUAACCUUCUGCUGUACUUCGCCUUCUACAUCAUCAUGAAGCUGCGCAGCGGCGAGCGCAUCAAGUGUCUGGCUGUGGUGUGUAUCCUGUUCACUGCGGUGGUUUGGGGCUUCGCUCUGUUCUUCUUCUUUCAGGGUCUCAGUACAUGGCAGAAAACCCCGGCGGAGUCUCGCGAGCACAACCGCGAGUGUAUACUGCUCUCCUUCUUCGAUGACCACGACAUCUGGCACUUCCUGUCAUCCAUCGCCAUGUUCGGAUCCUUCCUGGUUCUGCUCACGAUGGACGACGACCUCGACGCGGUUCAGAGAGACAAAAUCUAUGUCUUCUGAUGGGAUUAGCCAAUCACAGAGCAGCACCAAUGAGAGGCUUCACUGCCUGAACAUCCUGCCAGUCAGAGACUGUGUGGGAGGAGCCUCAUACAGGAACUAAUGCUGAUAGGACAGUGAAUGUGCCAGUCAAACUGCCAGAGCUCCUCCCCUCAUGCUUACGCUUCAGACCUGCCGUUUGUUUCUCUUCGCGUGUGUGUCCGUCCGUGGCCUUCUGUGUGUGUGUGUGGACCGGUGGGUCCGACUGUAAAUCCGAGCCGCUUCACUGAUCUCAUGAUGAUUCGGAGAAAAUCAACUUUGCACUGUCUGAAAAAUUACAGAUCCUCUUUUUACAAUGACCAGCGGAAUGAUUACUGAAUAAAGACUUUUUACUGUUGUUUUCA
Messenger RNA from Pimephales promelas (fathead minnow), 3106 nucleotides. Lineage: Eukaryota; Metazoa; Chordata; Actinopteri; Cypriniformes; Leuciscidae. The record is from RefSeq and is a predicted model, not a curated record.